This is a messenger RNA of Rotaria sp. Silwood2, 11009 nucleotides long. NCBI's taxonomy places the organism in Eukaryota, Metazoa, Rotifera, Eurotatoria, Philodinida, Philodinidae. The record is from the annotation of a GenBank genome assembly.
ACACUCUCACUAAUAAAUAAGAAAUAUUUGCGACUAUUCUAUCAAAAUAUUAUCAAAUGAACGAGAUAUUCAAGCCAUUGUGCUCUUUAUCUUAGACUCAGUAGACUAAAAAUUCAUUAUACUUCAGGUACAUUUCUUAUGUUUGUCCAUUUCUAUUUACGACACUCGUUGCUGACACAUACAGUUUCAGAAAUGACUUCACAUUAUUUUCUGAAUAGUGUACUACUUUCAUUAAACAAGUAUCAUAUAGAAUGCUAUAUAUCAAGUUUAAGUCAAGACGAUUGAAUUCAUGUUAAGAUGCAGAAGGUCAAUAUUACUUCCAAGGUUAGCUUAUCAGAUUAUAAUAACACAGAAAGUGUUCAGUGUAGAAAAUAUUAGAAUAAGGAAUGAGUAGCUACUGACCGUAGAUAUAUAACCACUAGACACAACUUGAAUACCAGAGUGAUACUUCAGUGUGCCUAUUAUCAGACAAGAUUGGUUUUUGACUCUCUUAGAUUCAAUAUCUUUUUAUAUUACAAUAUUGCUUUUCAAAUUAGUUGAGUAAUGAGAAACCAUUCAGUUUAAUUUUCUCCUAGAGUUCUACUUCUUAUGCAAUGACUAGCCAUUUCAAUGCGCAGUUAAAUAUUUAUUCCGAUAGAUUUUCUGCAGUAGAAACUAGUUAAUAACAUAGAAAUGGCAUUUUAAGGGCAUAGAUAGAAAAAGAGAUUACUAGCACUGAAAAGAAAAAAACGAUCUCUAUCUUUUUAAUUUACUUUACUGGUAUUUUUUGUAGAGUACUUCGAAAGAUGGGCUAUAGAUGAUUCAAAAUUUUUUCAAACGUUUAUUACUAGCCUAACAUUGUUCUAGUUUGUCCAUCCCCACUUUAGUUCGUUAGCGUAUAAAUACAGUAGUAUUAAGAACUUUCUAGACUGUUAUCAAUUAUACGAAUGACUAGCAAUUAUUAGUCAUCAAUGUUUCUUAAGGUUUACUCAUUUCGAUCAAAAAAGUUUAUAUCAACAACUAUAUUAGAAUGUCGUAUUCCAUAGACUACAUGCAAUAAUUCAACGAAAAUCAAAGCACUAGUCUGUUAAAUUGGUUAUUUUUAAGAUCAAGGUUCAACUGUCUUGUAUUUUAGGUUAGUAAAGAGUCAAGAAAUUAUGAGUUGUCAUAUUCCACUAUAAAUAAAAACCAAAUAGACUAACUCAUAAUUUCUUGACUCUUUACUAACCUAAAAUACAAGACAGUUGAACCUUGAUCUUAAAAAUAACCAAUUUAACAGACUAGUGCUUUGAUUUUCGUUGAAUUAUUGCAUGCAGUCUAUGGAAGACGAUAUUCUAAUAUAGUUGUUGAUAUAAACUUUUUUGAUCGAAGUGAGUGAAACUUAAGAAACAUUAAUGACUAAUAAUUGCUAAUCAUUCGUAUAAUUGAUAACAAUCUAGAAAAUUCUCAAUACUAUUGUAUUUAUACGCAAAUGCAUUUAACGAUGAAUCACGCAUUAGAAAUUUUUCACGAGUGAACACACGUUAAAUUUAGCAAAUUUAACACGUUUUCCAGGCCGAAAUAGUAACAUAUUUAAUCGUUAAGUCGUUAAAUUUUUAACGAAUUUUCACGUGAAAAGAUUUCGUUAAAUUGUAAAAAAUUUUUACAUGGGCUGCAAUAUAAGAGUCCGACAAGAUCGAUUGCAAUUAUAGGUAAUUGUUCAAUUAUUGAAAACUUUCGUAAAAACCGUGAUACUCUUACUAUUCAAUCACAAUUAUGGAAAGAUUUCCUUAACGAAAAGCAAAAUAUACAGUUAACCAAUUUUUGUGACAUUUGUGAGGUAUCUGGAAACAAUCCCGAAAAAGUAGGAGAGUCUAUUAUCACCAGCACAAAAAAGUACUUCGACAUGUGCUUCACAUUGUACGUUGAUGAAGAAGCAGAAACAGCAAUUCGACAACUAGUCAUCGAAUGGUUCAAAUCGGGCAAGAUGAACAAAGUUGUUUUUGACAAAUGGAAAACUUUUAAAUACGGAGAACUUUCUCCAAGGACACUUAAAAAUAUUGACUGGCCAAAGCUAACUGAAGAUGACCAUUACGCGAAGGAGCUUAAGAAAAUUCUACAACGCAUAAACACAGACAAGUUUCUUCAUCAGCGAGAACUGCACGACAUAUUAAACAUUUUUGUAUUUGAAGACCCAAAUUUCAAAACAUCUAAAGACUCUUCUGAAACAAAAGUUCUUUCCAUAAGCGGUCAAGUUGUGUUUCUUGUUGACAUCAAACAGAAAAUCGAAAUACUAUUACAACAAGAUCAGAAAAUUGAUGAAGUUCGAUUCUACGCUAAAAAUGUUUUCAACAUUGACGAGAGCUUGCAAAAUCAACAGUGGCAUGGCAAGAAUGUGGUUAUCGUGGCCGAUAAAGUUCAUGUUUGGGAAUCGUGCAGCAUCGACGUUUCUGGUAGGGGCUACUAUGGCCACAAUAAUGUAAAGAAGAGAGCUCGUGAUGGGCAAACUUAUGGUGAAAAUGGCGAAGAUGGAAAAGAUGGUCGUGCUGGCGAAUCAAGUGGAAAUAUUGUUUUACUAACAGAAGAACUGCUAGAAGGAAAUCGACUUACGUUAAAAUUGAACGGAGGAAACGGAGAACAUGGAGAAGAUGGCGGAAAUGGUGCAGAGGGAAAAAAUGGUUGUGGAGUAACUCGAGAUGGUUUGAAUUCGCUUAUUUUAAAAUACAGUACAUUGUAUUGGGGAGGAAGCAGUCAUUUCUUCAAUUUCACACCAAGCAAUACUAGAGAACGUUUUCGCAAAGUAGAUACCUACAAUAAAUAUGUCUCCGCUAGAUUUGAAGAUGACAACGGGCGCAUGAUGUAUUGGUCGUACGCGGAGGAUUAUUCGUAUUGGUCCAUUAGCACCUAUGAUUUGUAUUUUCUCAUAAAAGGUAGUAAAGGAACUGCUGGUGGUGUUGGUGGCAGAAACGGAGUUGGUGGAGAAGGAGGCAAUCGUGGCGAAUGCACAGUUCGUACGUUGUACUCUGGCAAACAACUAUCUGUCGUAAAGAUUCAACAAAACCCUGGCUGCAGUGGUGAACAUGGCAUUCUUGGCAAACCUGGACAUUUUGGCAAGAAUGGUAAUGACAUGGCCUUUGUUGAUCGAUCAACUAUUUCUUCCGGUAAAAAAUAUAUUGGCAGUGGUGGAAAUAUGUCUAUUAGCUUCGAAUUUCGAAUGAACCAAAAUGAUUCUCGAAUUGAUGGCUACGAAAAGUGGAUCAGUGAGCGAUCAUCACACUAUGUGCAUUUCGCAUUACAUAAUAUUCCAGAGGGUGCAGUAAUGAAAAUGGAAACAGAGCAGAGAAGUAAUGCAAAUCGACAAACACAAUCGAAGACAAUAACCAAAGCUUCUAUCAUCGUCAGUAAUGUUGUUAAUGAAUUCGCCGAGUGUUUUGCACAGCAAAAUGAUGCAGUGUUCACUGAAGCUUGUCGAGCUCAAGAACGUGCAGAUGCAGAAGAAAAUGAUGAGGAUGAAGAAGAAGAUCAGCAAACUGUUACUGAAGAGGUAUCUGUAUUGCUUGAAUGUGAGGAUGAAGACAACAAAGUGUCUAGCCUACAUGGAACGAACAAGAAGAAACGAUCAAACUGGAUAACAUUUGUCCAACACUUAAACGAAUACAACAAAGACAAUAGCGAAAAUGUCAUCGAACUUGCUUUUCAACUAUUUGAGCAUGAGGCAAAUGAAGAAGAGCUUAAUAAAGUCGGGGUCAAAAUCGAUCAAGUCGUUCAUGGUUUCAAGAUUAGUGCUAAGCAAGAAAAAUGUGAAAAUUCAAAAUACAAUUCCUCACAAAUUCAAACGCUAGCUAAAAGUAUCGAUAAAAAGCUGGAAGAAAAGAGAUCUCAAGUGGCAUUGCGUUCACAGCAAUCAGCAUUAUUUUCAGAAUACCUCAAGUCUAUUGGCAAAGCUGAUCGUAAUAUAGAUGCUUCAAUGACAACAUUAAUCGGUGUUAAGCCUGGACAAAAGUACACUGACCGUGUUCUCAAUUUUUUCAAGCAAUAUCAAACAUUAGGUGUCUCGGCUGAAUUAUUAGAAGCUAUGCAUGUAGCUUAUGUGUACUUGAAACAGACGCACGAUGCCCACUUAAAGCCUUUUGAUGCUGAAAUGCAUUUUAGUUGGAGUGAUGAAAAUGCGGUAAAACUUCAUUUGGAUAAAAUUGAAGCUGAUGCUACGAGUUCAGUGGCCAAACACGACAAAAAAAUGGUAACUGAAACUUCACCUUUAGAUAAGCUUCAAAAAAUUCUUGAAACUGAUAUACAAAAUAUUGAAGCAGAAUUUGAAAGUUUUAAUGAAAUCAUCAAAAAAGACAAAACAAAAUCGUUAUUGAAGCGAUUUGGUCUGAUGCCAACGUCAAAAAUUGUGAAAGAAGAGAAGCAAGAAAUCGAAGAAAUAGAGCAAAUGAAUCAACAACAAGCUGCUGAAAAAUCUGACUUACAAUCACAUCAGUCAAAGAAAAAGUCUGAAGGAUUUUUUUCAAAUUGGAAAGACUAUAUGCCAAGUUAUUUCAAUAAAAAACAUGGAGUGGCUUGUUUUGUCGUGAAAUUCUACUUUCAAACCCGUAGUAUUCUCAGUUUCAACCGACAUUUGUAUGUUUGCAAUGUUCUUUCAAAUACUGAGAUUUUGCAUCCUGGGAAAGGUGAAGUUUUGCCUAGCACUUUAUUAGAUGUCAUCAAUCUUGACUUUACUGCUUUCAUGGAAGAACGAAAGUGCAAGCCGUUGGACAUCGAAAGUGGUCAAUGUGAAGACUUUGUGCGCAAACAUGGUAUUAAUGCUGCGGCCUACCGCUUUUUGUUUGCUCAUGAAAGCAAUGUUAACGUUCGAAUUUAUAAACUGAAACGCUACGCAACAGCUGAAUUAGAAGAAAACUUCAAUCCAUCAGCUUCCGAAAAAUUGAUGUUGCUGAGUGACAACGAAAAUAUGUACUCUAUUGAACCGGAUAUCGAUUAUCGUUCAAUGGUUGUUGCAAGAAAAGAAUGGGCUGAUAUUAGCAAAGUACCACUGCCAGAGACAUUGAAUUUAUCGGAGCUUUUAUCUAUCGCAAACUUCUUUCCAAAAGAGUACAUACCGAUUGUCUCUUCAUGGCUACGUAUGUUUUGUGCGGUUAAUCAACCACGUGCAGCACUACUAUUGUCUCUACUCCGAAAACGUUUCUAUCUAGAUGGUUGUCAACUUUCCGUGGUUGAGCUUCAAGCAAUCUUAAAUGCUUACUCACAUGCAGCCGUUGUCUGUCAUACAAAAGAUGAUUUCUUACUUAAACUGGCUGCUAUCAUGCCACAACAUCAUAUUCUUGAUGCUUUAUUGUACGUGCGUAUUGAGAACGCACUAAAACGUCGAGUUAUGGCAAGUCAAGGAUGGGAAAUUGCAAACGCUAUUCAUCUCGUUGACAGUCCGCACUUGAAAGCGUUGUUUUCAACGAAAUUGAAUGAAGCGAAAUUCGAUGAAAGCGUUUUAUUAAAGCUAUUAAUCAUGCUUCGAUAUGCAGUUGACAGAUUUCAAAGAUUGGAAAAAAUGACACUUACAGAAUGGAUUGAUACAAGUCAGCGGCAAAAAUGGAGUGCCAUUGGUGAUCUAUUAAAAGAAUACGGUGCUGUUGGAUACUAUCUAGCAUUUCUUGAUAAUCGCAAUCGACCGGAAGAACCGAUGCUAAGAAAAUGCCUCCAGGAAAUUUCAAGCACCCGAGUUCUCAUACCCGAAAAAGUCAUUGCACGAGUUGCUUAUUUAAUUGCAUACGGUGAAGUCAAUGCGAAUGAAACUUAUCUCAGUCAGCUUAAACAAUUGUUCGAGGUCAUAUCGAAAAAUUAUUCUUCCUAUUUACCACCAGAGCAACAAAAUGAAACAGGCAUGCAACUGAGUGGCUAUCCGCUUCUCAUGAACGAACGAAAUCAGAAUGACUUACUCUCUCAAGUCAAACAGCAUCACAAUGAAACAUACGAACCAAUCUUUCCAUCAGAUGAGCGCACCAUUGACAAACUCAAAACUCUCAUCGUUGGGCAGCAUGACGACGAAAAACGAAAAGUUCAAAGACAAAUACAAAUUAACAACCAUGCAGCUCAGCUAGCUUCCAAACAAUGCAAAAAUGUUCAAAUAAUUAACGAAAUAGAUGUUGUCAUUGAAAAAGUAUUUUCAAGACCCAAAGGUCCUAAGAUUCAUCUACGCCACACACAAAAAAUGGCAGUAUUAAUUGCUGCAGAAAGCGAGAAAAACACGCUUUUACAAGUUAAUACAGGUGAAGGUAAAACACUUCUUAUCGCGACAUUAGCUAUUCUUCGAGCAAAGCAAAAUAAAACAGUCGAUAUAAUCACGAGUUCACCAGUUCUAGCUGGUCGAGAUGUCGAAAAAAUGAAACCAUUAUUCAAUCAUUUUCGCAUUACAGCGUCGCACAAUUGCGAAGAACAACUUGAUCCUCGCAAGUUAGCUUACAAAAGUCAAAUUGUCUACGGUGACAUGCAACAUUUUCAACGCGAUUUCUUGCUACACAAUUUCUAUAAGAAAAAUAUCUUAGGUGAUCGAAAAAGAGAAUGUGUAAUUGUUGAUGAAGUCGACAAUAUGCUACUGGACAAUGGCAACAACAUGCUCUAUUUGUCACAUAAUGUGGCUGGAAUGGAAACACUUGUGUCCCUGUUUGUAUUUUUGCAUCGUACAAUUAACGUUCCAUUACAUGGUAAAGAGCAAUACAAUCAGUUUGAAAAUGCUACUAUCCGAAAACAAGUACUUGCUGAUAUGUUCGGAUAUAUUGACAAGCAAAGUCUCGAAAAAAUGCAUCCAGACACAAAGAUAGGCGUCAGUCGAGUUUGGCAGAAGUUAAUCGAAAUCAAUACUAUCGAUCGAGACGGACUAUUAUGUAUUCAGUCAGAAGAGGAACUACCAAAGGACUUUUUACAAACAUUAGAGACUGUCGUCUCUGAAAUAUUUGCCAUUAAAGUCAAAGACUACAUCUGCACCAUUCUUCAUCGGGAAAGACAUAUCCAAGUUCCACGUUAUUUACAUUCUUUUGUACUACGCCAUCUAGGUGUCUUUAUUGAGCAUACAAAGCGUGCCAUGUUCAUGCGUCACAAUGAUGAAUACGUCGUUGAUGUUGAUCAUAAAAAUGCAAGCUCUGAUUUGAGUCCACGCAUCACAAUUAUCGACAAAAAUACAGGAGUAGACUUAACAACAUCACAAUGGAGUGAAGGCUUACAUCAAGCAAUACAAUUAAAGCAUGGAUGUCGUUUGUCACCGAUCAGUUUGAAAGCCAUUUUUGUGUCCAAUGUUGGUUUUUUCAAAGGUUAUGAACGUAUUAAUGGGCUCAGUGGAACUCUUGGCAGCGUUGAAGAAAGUAAAAGUUUGGUUGCUCUGUAUGAGGCUGACUUAGUACGGAUUCCAACGUGGAAACCAAAGAACUUCUAUGAACAUGUGCCACUUGUCGCUGCAAACGAAUCACUUUGGUUGCAAAAUAUCUAUGAAGAAGUUAAGGAUCAAGUUAUCGCACGACGAUCAGUACUGAUUAUAUGUAAUUCAAUCAGUCAAGUCGAUGUUGUACAACGUGGCUUAGAGCGAUUACACCGAAUGGAAAAACAGGCGCUUCCUGGCAAAAGUAAAUUCGCACAACUGGUUCGAAAACACUUCAUGAAGGGUGUUUCUUGGAAACGGGUGUUUGUUAACAAAAUUAUGUCAGCUUGUUUCGAUAACUUAAUUGUUUAUCGACGAGAUCAUGAUGAAUUCGAUUUAUCCGGUGUCAAAGCACUACGAAAUGGUCGCAUUAUCAUUGCAACAAAUCUUGCAGGUCGUGGCACAGAUAUUGAACUCAGUGAAGGCUUGCAACAAGUAGGUGGACUUCACGUCAUCGUCGCUUUCCUACCAGAGAAUUGUCGAAUCGAAGAGCAAGCGUUCGGUCGGGCAGCUCGUUGUGGUCAUCCUGGUUCUGGGCAGAUCAUUGCACUAAUUGAAAAUGACACACGUAUUGAUGCAUCGGAAACACCGACUAUUUUCCAAUUAAAAGAAUUUCGUGAUAAUGCUGAAGUGCAUCGAUUGCAAUCGUUGAAGCGACGCUAUGAUUAUCAUACUGCCGUGGAAGAAAGUUGCUUAAACAAAUUUUGGGAACAUUCUAGCAGAGUACUAGAGUCCGUACAAUCAAUAGAAAACACUUCUAAUACAAACACACUCCCAAAACCAAUGCAAGUCAUAUAUUUUGCUCUCCUAGAUGAAUGGGCACUUUGGCUCGAUGAACAAGCGCCACUCAUCCAGCAAUGUGCGAAAAAUUGCAGUGAUGAAGACAAACAUACCAUCAUUGAAUCUGUUCAACAAUUUCUAAUGUCACAUCCAUUGAACAACAUUGAAACUGCAAUGAAAUGGAUCAAGUAUCCACAACCGUUGCUGACUCUUGGUUUAAUUGAGCUCAAUCAAAACAAUACCAAUCAAGCACAGUCUAUAUAUCAUCGAGUAAUUAAAGAUUUUCCAGAAUAUGCUGCCGAAGCUUAUUACUACAUAGGAGUUAUUCAACAACGUAUUACUCGUCAAGUGUAUGGCAAACUUAGUUUUAGUAAAGCUUUCGACCCGGAUACUUGGAAACAAUGGCUCAUUGGAACACAGGAACGUGAGAUUGUUGCAGCGAUCAAUGCAUUUCAUGAAUCUCGACAACGCUUUUCCUUACGCCGACUUCAUCGUGGUGAACUUGCAACUACUGUGGUACGAUUACAACAUGCAAAUGAAAGUAUCAUCAGUACAAAUGGUUUUGCCGAUCAACACCAAGAGUAUGCUGCUGUUCAUGACGCUAUCGUUGGAAACAUCGAUAAAUUCAUUGGCAAACCUAUUGAAGCAGCAGAGUUGCGCCAUAAUGGUAGGGAUGAGCUGAAUGCUAUCGUGUUGCGAAAUAUACUAAAAGAAUUAGGUAUAACAACAAGAACUAUGCUGAGUUCAAAACUACAUAAUGAUCAAAUUGAAUUUAUUUGCUCGCGACAUCCAAUUUCACGAAAAGAACUUGUAACUAAGCUUGAAGCGCUUCGGAAACUGGAUCCACUAGGUUUCGAAAAUGAAGGAAGGCCAGAACUUGAAGCAUUCGAAUUGCGUAGAUUAUUUAAACUUCCGAGUCGACUCGAUUUUUGGAACGAACUCCGUGAAUUGGGUGUGUUUCUUGAAGAAUCAAAAUACUUUACUACACGCUUACCGGAAACUAUUGAAGGCUUGAUUCCUGUAGAUCUGAGCACGUUCAAUAAGAUUCAAGCUUUUCGACUUCAAUUUACAGAUGUUCCAUUGGAUUCUGUGAAAGUCUUUAAAUUGGAUGAUGUUGUCAAGGCCGAAGAAAAAAUCUCUAAUCUGCCUCAAUUAAAAGCCAUGUUAGAAAACGGAGCAAUUGCUACAGAAUUUGUUGCUGUGGUGGAUCCAACGCGUCUAUUUAACUUAAAUGUAUACAUGCGAAAUUUUGAAGGAUUUACAUUGAAAGAGCUGACAGAACAUUUGGGUAUCGAUGAAAUCACUGCCAGAUGGAUUAUUUCGAUCUAUGUUGAAGAUAAAAUAAUCGCUGCAGAUUUUGACGAAGUAUAUCGACUUAUCGGUAAACAGUACAGCAAUGAUUCACUUCCUGAUGCACUGCGUGUUGCUGUUGAAAAAUUUUUUGCUGACCGGUUUUCCUAUACACACGCGCUCGAUUCAUUGCGUAAUUCAUUCGCUAAAGCAUUCGAAAACCCUACUACACCAAAGUUCAUCUAUUUACCAACAAAUCCUUAUGAAGAUUUGCUCGCUGAUAUGCUUGAAUGCGGAAUUCUAAUGCCAUCUCGCAUAUCUUUGGCUAUUCCAAGAAAAAUUGACGAUGGAUACAAUGAUGCAGUGCAAGCCCUUGAGCACAUUCAUGAUUUCAACAAAAUUGAAGACAUCAUUGAAGCAAACAGACCAACUAUUGCCGAUGCAGACUGUACAUUAAUUGAAACUCAAAAAUAUAUCGUUGACAAUGGUACUGAUCCUAAUCAAGAGUUAAAACACUUCAUUGCUAAUGGUCUUAAACAAGUGGCAAUCGUGAAAGAAGACACAGCAUGGCUUUGGUUGAUGGCUAUUGGUGCAAUAUUAUUAAUUGUCAUUGCUGUUGUUGCAGUUGUGGCUUUUGGCUGGACUGGAGUAACUCUCGUGUUGGCCGCUGCUGUUAUUGCCAUCGCUGCUUAUGCUAUCUACAAAAUCGGUUCUUAUGCAUAUUAUCGAGCGACGCGAAUAGCUGCAAAAAGAACCAUAACUAUUGACAAGGCAGCAGACUUCGAAUUUAGUGUUUUGCAAGAAUUCAACUCUGCGGUUUUUGAAGAAGAAAUUGGCAAACGAGAACAAAACACGCUACUAAAAAAAGUUCACAAUGGCAUCAACGAUAUAUCAGAUACACUUAACGAAUGGCUAAUGGCUGAUGUUAAAUCUGCUAUGUGUUUAAAUAAGUAUCUCCCAGAAGAGUCCAACGAAAUUAUCAACUUACCGUUGGGCGCGAUUAAAGAGAAAAAUCCAAGUAUUUACGAGAAUUUUAUGAAAAUUACAGCAAUUGCUGUCGAUCGAUCAAUUAAGAGUCAAUAUAUUAUAGAAGAAAUUCGAUUUAUCAUACAAUCCUACAUGACAAAGUUUGAAUCACAAUUGUAUGCUACUCUUGAGGUAGAACUUAACAAGAAGCCAUUAUAUCGAAGAUACCAAAUAUUAGCUAUAGUACUGAAUGAUCUAGGAAAGGAAAUCGACCAUGUAAAAUUAAAUGUUCUGAGAAAAAUAGUUAACAGAGCAUGCCAUACAUUUGAAGAAAGCUUUACAGACGAAGCAGCAAAACAUGACUGGGAUUCUGAAGAAGUUAAAUUGUUUAAAGAGUCUGAUCUGAGUUCAGAUUCUGAAAACACAGUGCUCCAGUUUUGGUCAAAAUCCCUUCAACAACGCUAUGAACAAUUAAUUUCUCAUGAGAUUUCUCGCACUUUCCGAGAGCCUCUUUUACGACGUUUUGAAACCUAUGUUAAAAAUUCAAUUACAUAUCACAAAGAAUCUGUAAUCAGUCAAAAAGCUCUUGAUCUUGACACAACUGCAAAGA